AUGGUGAGUACAGCAGGAGACAGCUGGUGCCAGCCAGCAGGACCAGAGAAGCCUCCAGUGGCAGUGGGGGACCGACCUGCAGCCAUCUCCUGCUCACCGCUCUCUGGAAGCACCAAGAACCAUAUGUUGUUCUUGGCAGGUGCAAUCAGCAAGACUGAAUGUAGAAUCUGGCAGUGCCCUGCCCUCCCUGAUGCACCACAGAAACCGGAGGCGCUGCCAGCCACUGACAGGCAGGAGAUUGGGCCCAGAGCCAUCUGUCCACACUUACUUUCUGCUACUGCUGUUGCUGAUGCCCAGCAAGCUCCCACAGGCCUGCAGAAUGAACUGCGCUUGACCUCGCAGAAAAAGCUGGUGCUGAGAGGGAAAUGUGACAAGACGCUUGGAACUUUCAGUUUUCAAAAAAAGACCCCCGGAGGAGUCUAUCAGGUGGAUUGUCAAAGACUUUUGGGCGGCAGCUACCCCGGUGGGAAGCAGACCCAUUUUUGUUGGGUGGCGCUCCUGGGGAUCGAGGCAGCAACCCUCAGCGUGCGGAGGAUUGCCUCAGGGUCGCAGACACCUCCUGCAGCUGUCGUCCGGACCUGCUCCUCCCUUUCCUCCUACCCUGACCCCUCCCACUUCCCCUCGAGCGAUUCCUCCUCCUCUGGGGCGUGUCUAAUCAACUCCACGCCCCCAAACCCCGCCUCUUCCUGCCGUUGCUCCUCCCUCACGCCCUCCUCCUCGGGUAGUCCUCCAGCCCCGCCCCUUCCGGCUCCUGGUUCUCACGCCCCUCCUUCUGGUUCUCACGCCCCUCCUUCCGGUUCCCAUGCCCCUCCUUCCGGUUCCCACGCCCCUCCUUCCAGUUCCCACGCUUUGAAAACCAGAAGUGACAGGCCUGUGAGCCAGAACUCGGAACAGGUAGAAAUUCCCUUUGCUGCACCGGUCAGUUUUCGUGGAAGGGGGGGGAGGUACCGAGAAUGGGAAGCCUUCUCCUUCCAGACUAAGAGGGAGCUGUGCAAAGCGCAGAAGGAAUUUGGGAGAAGAAGUGAAUAUUUUAAGGGUUUACUAAAAGCUACCUUCUCCACAAAUGAAAUGGUCCCUCAUGAUCUAAAAGAAUUAUUUUCCUGCCUCCUUUCCCCAGCUGAAUUCAAGCUGUGGAAACAGGGGUGGAAGAGGUCAUUAGAGGCCAUCCUUCCAGAGCUGUUGCACAGCGAAGAAGCCGCGGUUGACGCGGAUGAAAACCCUCUUACCCUAGACCACCUGUGCGGCGAAGGGAAUUGGGCAAAGCCAGAAGAACAGGCCAGGGUUUUACCCCGGCCUGUACUGAUCAAAAUUGCGGAAGCCGCAGAAAAAACGUUUAACACCCUACCCGAGGAGGAACCCCAGAUUAACUUUUUAAACAUCAAACAGCUCCCUAACGAAUCCUUUACCAAGUUUGUGGAUAGGCUGCAAACGCAGGUAGAAAAACAGGUGGAGAGAGCGGAGCUGCAAGAACAGUUUGUGUUAGAAGCAGCCAAGGCCAACGCAAAUGAAGCCUGCAAGCAGGUGAUCUUCAGCCUGCCUCUCUACCCGCCUCCUACGCUGGACAUCCUCAUCGAAGCCUGCACUAAAAAGGUUCCGAUGGUAGGGGUGUCCAAGGCCAUACCACCGCUAGCACCGAGGAGGAUGCCUACUGCAGCCGUGACCCAGCAACCAACGGGCCAGUUUCCACCACCACCUGCACGGCCAUUACAGUGUUACCGCUGCGGGCAGCUGGGUCACAUGGCAAGAGACUGUCCAGCUGCCCACCCUUGCCAAGGACAUUUAGGGAACAAUUUGGGAGGAAGGGCUAAAGAGGGGCACUGGACAGUAGUUGCUGUGGACCCACUGGAGGGGACAAUGAUGGAUUCAGGACACGUCAGUAAGUACAUUGCCAUCGGGGACACCAAGCACACACCCCCAGAGAUUGAGAUUUCUCCGAUCACCUUCCCAGGUGGUCCGGAGAACCUCAUUCUCCUAGCGCGCUGCACUCACCCACCAUACUUUCUCCCUAAAGGCCAGAUCAUCGCCCAGUUUAUCCCCAUUCCCGAGGGUAUCCCAGUAGACGACCAUGCACCAGGUGUCUACUGGGCAGAAGUAGUGGGUGAGGAUAAACCCAUCAUAGACUGCAGCGUCAAGCAGGGUGCCGAAUCCUUACAAAUGAAGGGCCUGCUUGACACAGGAGCGGAUGUGACGGUCAUUCCUGAAAGGAGGUGGCCGUCACAUUGGGAGUUGCAACCCGUGGCAGGAAAGAUACAGGAAGCGGCCACUGUAGAGCGCCCCUUCCAGAAGUUAGAUUGGACCACUAACGAAGCGGUCUGGAUUGAUCAGUGGCCGCUCAGGAAAGAUAAAUUAAAGGCGCUCAACGAACUCGUGGAGGAGCAGUUAGCGAAGGGCAAUAUAGUCGAGACCACCAGCCCUUGGAACUCCCCGGUAUUUGUAAUCCGUAAGCCGGGGAAGGACAAGUGGCGGCUCCUUCACGACCUUCGAGAAAUCAACAAGAUCAUUGUGGACAUGGGACCCCUUCAGCCGGGGAUGCCUACCCCAACCAUGCUCCCUCGAGAUUGGCAAUUGGCAGUAGUUGAUAUAAAGGAUUGCUUUUUCCAAAUUCCCCUACAUCCUGACGAUGCCCCACGGUUUGCCUUCUCGGUGCCCACUCUUAACCGAGAAGCCCCAGUGAGGAGAUUCCACUGGCGAGUGUUGCCGCAAGGCAUGAAAAAUUCACCCACCAUUUGCCAGUGGUACGUCUCCUCAUUGCUGUCUCCUGUACGCGCUAAAAUGGGGGAGGUCAUCAUCCAUCACUACAUGGAUGAUGUCCUAGUGUGCGCCCCCCAUGACAAUCUACUCACACGAGCGCUUGACCUGGUGGUUGAAGUUCUGACCUCCGCGGGAUUUCAACUCCAGGAAGAUAAAGUUCAAAGGAUGCCACCCUGGAGGUACCUGGGUCUACAGAUCGCUGAGAGGACCAUUGUUCCUCAAAAAUUGGCCAUAAACAGCGAUCCUAAAACUCUGGCAGACCUCCAUUCCCUGUGUGGGACAUUGAACUGGGUCAGGCCUUGGCUGGGCCUCACGACUGAGGACCUAGCCCCCCUCUUCGUCCUAUUGAAGGGGGAGAAGGAGCUGAGUUCUCCUAGGUCCCUGACCCCAGAGGCGAAGAAAGCCCUCGAGAGAGUGCAGGAAGCUCUGAUGGAGAGGCAGGCACACAGGUACGAGCCAGCCCUGCCAUUUGAGUUUAUUGUAUUGGGGAAGUUACCACACCUGUGUGGGCUGAUAUUCCAGUGGGACCGGGGCUCCAAGGACCCUCUCUUGAUCAUAGAAUGGGUUUUCUUGAGCCACCAGAGGUCCAAAAGUAUCACCAGGCCACAGGAGCUGAUGGCUCAGCUCAUCAGGAAAGCUCGAGCAAGGCUUCGGGAGAUGGCUGGGUGCGAUUUUUCAUGUAUACGGGUACCAGUCAGCUUGUCUCGGGACAAAGCGUCCCCAGAUAAGCUGACUAAAGAAAUGUUUAAUCAAUUAUUGCAGGAGAAUGAGACUCUCCAGAUUGCCUUAGAUAGUUACAGUGGACAAGUUUCAGUCCACGCCCCUGCACACAAAUUUUUCAAUGCAAAAUUUAAUUUGAUUCCGAGAGAAAUUAGGAGCCGAAAACCCCUCAAAGCUGUGACUGUUUUUACAGACGCAUCUGGAGCAUCCCACAAGUCAGUGAUGACUUGGAGGGAUCCUCAGACUCAGCAGUGGGAAACGGAUAUUAAGUAUGUGGAGGGAUCUCCACAGGUUGCUGAGUUAGAUGCUGUCGUCAGAGCCUUUGAGAGGUUUUCUGAACCAUUCAAUUUGGUAACUGAUUCGGCAUAUGUUGCAGGGGUUGUAGUGAGAGCUGAGAACGCAGCUCUCAAGGAGAUCUCUAAUCCCCAGCUAUUUGAGCUGCUUUCGAAAUUGAUUUAUACCGUUUCUCACCGAAAGCAGCCCUUUUUUGUCAUGCAUGUGAGAUCGCACACAGAGCUCCCGGGCCCGGUAGCCGAGGGAAAUGAAAGAGCAGAUUCCCUCGCUGCCCCUGUUAGAAUGGCUCAGCUUCCUGAUGUCUUCCAGCAAGCCAAGUUGAGCCAUCAGAUGUUCCACCAGAAUGUGCCUGGACUGGUCCGCCAAUUCCACCUGAGGCGAGACCAGGCCAGGGCCAUUGUGGCAACAUGCCCACAUUGCCAGUCCACCGCGAUGCCGUCCCUGGGAUCGGGGGUUAACCCUAGAGGCCUGGGGAGCUGCGAGGUGUGGCAGAUGGAUGUCACCCAUGUCCCUGAAUUUGGUAGGUUCAGAUAUGUUCACCUCUCCAUUGACACUUUCUCAGGUGCAGUCUACGCCUCUGCCCACACAGGAGAGAAAGCUGAGCAGGUCUGUAAACAUCUCAUGCAGGCUUUCUCUGUGUUGGGGGUCCCCAGAGAGAUCAAAACAGAUAAUGGCCCAGCAUAUACCUCCAGGAAACUGGAGGAUUUCCUGCAGGAGUGGGGAGUGCAACAUAAAAGAGGCAUCCCACACUCCCCCACAGGCCAAGCAAUCGUUGAGCGAGCCCAUCAGUCGCUCAAACGCGUCCUGACCCAUCAAAGAGAGACCAUGAAGGGCUGCACCCCACAAGACCGGCUGUGCAAAGCUCUUUUUACUAUCAAUUUCCUAAAUUGUUCAGAUAAUGAUUUAAACCCUCCAGUGGCCCGGCACUUCAUGUCAGCCAGCAACUACCAGUUGCAACACCGCCCUCCAGUGCUGGUCCGAGACCCGGAAACCCAGAAGAUCAUGGGUCCAUUUGAACUGGUGACCUGGGGGCGAGGUUAUGCCUGCAUUUCCUCACCCCAGGGGCUGAGGUGGAUCCCGCAGAGGUGGGUGAAGCCUUAUGCCCCCAAACAUCCAACCAGGCCACCAGACAGCCCGGAAAAAGAAGCAACGUCCGAACAGAGAAGAGCCAUCCUGGAUAUGACAACCCUGACCAUCACCCCAACCAUCGUACUCCUGAUGCUGCUGGUGACCCGGACUGCAAUGUGGAUCGUGCCUCAGCCCAAACAAAAUGUCUGGGUCAUGUUAGCAAAGUCCCUGCAACGAGACGAAUUGUGCCUAUCCACCGGAGCAGCAGGAAAUCCGAUGACCACUUGCCUGGUGGGGAUCCCAUUAAAACCAGAUGAGUACCCAGAGUCCCUGUUACAAUUAGUUGAAGAGGUUAAUAAAGGCAGACCGGCUCAGCGAGUAAUCCGCUCUGCACCAACCUAUAAAGUAAAGAGACCUGUCCAGAAUCCCCUCCUCCUUUGGAGAGACUGGCAGGCCUCCCUGGAACGGGCUACUGCUGAGCCCCAAGAAUUUGAUUUGUUAAACUCCUCCCCAGCACCCUAUUGUAUCCACUUCCGUUAUUAUCCUUCAGAUCCUACUUUGUAUCCUCAGUUAAUACAAGAUAACAAACAGUUUCAAGCUGCCACGUGGUGCAGAAACAUCGCCCACAUAAAAAUGCCUUCUACCCUUAGUUCUUACCCUCUUAAGUUACCCAAAGGCAUGUUUUUAAUUUGUGGGGACCGAGCGUGGGCUGGCAUCCCCUCUCGCCUUCUCGGAGGGCCAUGUACUUUAGGCCGGUUGUCCUUGUUUGCCCCCAACACGACCCAAAUUGAAAAUUGGGAACGAAAAAAUAAUUCGAUUAUUAGGAAGCGCAGUCUGGAGGAUAUUGACCCCGACUGUGACUCUGAAAUUUUUCAUUGGAAUAGACCAAAACGGGUUGCAGUGUCGGUAUUUUUGCCAUGGUUAGCCGCUGCUCAAGCCCUGGGCGAAUUAGGCCAAUUAGAGUGUUGGGUAGUCAAACAAGCCAAUUUGACGUCAACUGCGCUGAGCGAACUCCUCGAAGACGAGGAGAUAACCAGGCGAGCCACGCUACAGAACCGUGCAGCCAUCGAUUUCUUGCUGCUCCUGCAUGACCACGAUUGCAGGGAGUUUGAGGGACUCUGUUGCAUGAACCUUACCACCAAGAGCCCCAGCGUCCGCCAGACUAUCGCGGAGAUGCGAGGCAUGAUCCACCAAAUCAAGCAGGAAUCCAACGACUGGGUCACCAACUUCUUUUCAGGAUGGGGACUGUCCGGAUGGCUUCUCUCCAUUAUUAAGACUGUGUUAUUCACAAACAGCCUCAAUUUAUCAACAUAUGAAGGAGAUUGA
Pseudopodoces humilis (Tibetan ground-tit) is the source of this 6159-nucleotide messenger RNA. The record is from RefSeq and is a predicted model, not a curated record. Lineage: Eukaryota; Metazoa; Chordata; Aves; Passeriformes; Paridae.